This is a messenger RNA of Saccoglossus kowalevskii, 912 nucleotides long. RefSeq names its product putative tubulin polyglutamylase ttll-15. The record is from RefSeq and is a predicted model, not a curated record. Lineage: Eukaryota; Metazoa; Hemichordata; Enteropneusta; Harrimaniidae. Gene Ontology annotation, biological process: protein modification process.
AUGUGGCAUGCUGGUAAAAGUAAAGGUGUUGAAUACAAGUCUUUGUCGGUCAGGAAAUACUCACAUACUACAAGCAUGCAUCAUCCUCGAAAGUCCGAUCGUUGGCGAGUAAAAGGACCGCUACUGUCAUCAAACCGUGUGUUUUUGAUAACACUGGUGGUGUUGGUGGUUGGUCUAUCGUUGACCGCUUUGAACGUUUAUGAGUUACGUAAUAUGCAAAAUAAUCACAUGAUUUCUUAUCAUGGGUAUUUACCGAAUGCUGAGGCACAGAAUGCAAGAUUGGCCACCAACAGGCCGAUAUUGUGGCUCUACGCAAAAAGGCCUGAAAGCGGCUAUCUAAAUCAUGUUAUCGCAGUGUUUGAAAGACUUGGAUUUUUACGGGGUGGCCCUGAAUCUGAAUGGGAUGUAAUAUGGGCCCAUGAUUACCCAUUUGUUGAACUAUCUAAACAUCUUAUGAACAUGUUGCCCCAUCAAAGAAUCAACCAUAUACCAGGCAUUGGAUUCAUCACCAACAAGGUAUAUCUUGCUACAUCCAACCUCAAGUACAUCCCCAAAGCGUUUGAAAUGCCAGAACAGAAGGAGUUAUUUUUAAAACAGGUCGAAGAAAAACCUGAUACGCUUUGGGUACAAAAGAGUAGUAACCACAGAGGUAUUCAAGUCAAGAAAUUAAAAGAUUUGGAUUUAGAUAAUGAGAAAACAUUUAUGCAAGAAUAUAUACAUAAUCCCUUUCUGAUUGAUGGUAGAAAGUUUGAUAUUGGUGUGUAUACUGUGAUUUCUUCUAUUGACCCGCUGAGAAUCUACAUAUACGGUCAAGAAACACUUAUUAGAUUCUGCAGUAAAGACUAUUAUCCAAUUGAUUUUGAUGAUGUGGAUAAGUAUGUGGUUGGAAAUGAUUAUACUCCCACAUGGCAG